CCCACACUCCGCACUGAGCCAGGACUUUAAACGAGUUUAAAAUGGCUGAAGCCCUGUUUGAGGACUUUUUGACUUGUCCCAUCUGCCUGGAGCCUCUGAAGGAGCCGGUGAGUCUGAGCUGCCAUCACAGCUUCUGCCAGAACUGUCUCUACAAAACCUGGAACACGAACCCAAACAAAGCCUGCCCCAUGUGUCGCCGUAGGUCGUCCCGAGAGACAGUAGAGGUGAACUUUGCCCUCCGUGAGCUGUCCCUGUCGUUCAGUGAGCAGAUGAAGGUCAAAGAGUCAAAUGUCAAAGAAGCAAAAGCCAAAGAAGAAAAGGUCAAAGAGCCAAAGGUCAAACAGGCCCAGGUCUGCUCCUCUCACCCCAGUGUCCCUCCUCUGUUCUGUUUGGAGGAGGCCCGAGCGCUCUGUCCCGUGUGUGAGUUCUCUCUGCACUCACAUCACACGGUUGUGAGUGAGGAUGAAGCAAAGAAGAGGGUAAAAGAGCAGGUACAGACCCAGAUACAGGCUCUGAAGGACCAGAAACAGAGCUAUGAAGAACUGGAGAAGACCUAUCAGCAGCUGCAGCGCCACCAUGAGGAGCAGACAGUGGAGUGCAUGAGGCAGAUCACACAUGUAUUCUCUCAGUUUCAGCAGAUCCUGAAGGAGGAGGAGGACAGGGCUUUAGGAGCUCUGAGCGCUGAAAAGAACAGACAGACUUUGAGCCUGGGUUUGGAACUGCAGAAGGUGAGGAAGGAGAUCACAACACUGACCAACAACAUCCAAGAUCUGCAGAACAGCAUCGUCACUCAAUCUCUCCUCUCAGCUCCCACACAAAGCUGCACCCCUCUCACUCCACAGCCCCACCCACAGCCAAAAGAGGGGCUUUGCCUGAACCAGGCCAGAAUCCUGGGGAACCUAGGCUACAGAGUAUGGACGAAGAUGAAGAGUGUGGUGUCCUACAGCCCUGUGAUCCUGGAUCCCAACACUGCAGAGAGCAGCAUGCACCUGUCCCAGGACCUAUGUGGGAUGAGACACGGGCCCCCGAUGAUGCAGCCUGUGGUCCCAGAGAGAUUCACCAAUGAGCCCAUGGUCCUGGGCUCUGAGGGAUUCAGCUACGGACAGCACCAGUGGGACGUAGAGGUGGGAGACCUGCCCACGUGGGACAUCGGAGUGGUAAAAAAGUCUAUUGAUCGAAGAGGACAGAUUUAUGCUGGUGCCAAUUAUGGAGUCUGGUGUUUGUGGCAUGGAGAUGGGGCAUAUACCAGUGGUAAUGAUGUCCUACUCCCAGUGGAUCCUGCUCCAAAGAAAAUCCGAGUGACACUGGACUAUGAGAAGGGAGAGCUGUGCUUCUACGACGCUGAGUUGAUGAUCUUCCUGGUGAAGCACAAUGCAGUGUUCACAGAGACUCUGUUCCCUUAUGUGUCAGUGGGGCCUGCACUUGGAGCCAAGACCCAGGAGAUCCGAGUUUCUGGAAGUGUCCCAGGCCAGUCCACAGACAUGCUAAUGCCAAACCUAUUUAGACCCAUGAAGAGUAGAACAACACCCCAAAAAUAUAAAAAAUAG
Molecule: messenger RNA, 1547 nt
Organism: Periophthalmus magnuspinnatus
Lineage: Eukaryota; Metazoa; Chordata; Actinopteri; Gobiiformes; Gobiidae
Product: zinc-binding protein A33-like
Exons: 1
Coding region: 42-1547 (501 amino acids)
Molecular function (GO): zinc ion binding; protein binding
Source: RefSeq, a predicted model, not a curated record